This is a messenger RNA of Oldenlandia corymbosa var. corymbosa, 2534 nucleotides long. NCBI's taxonomy places the organism in Eukaryota, Viridiplantae, Streptophyta, Magnoliopsida, Gentianales, Rubiaceae. The record is from the annotation of a GenBank genome assembly.
CGUUAAUCAUCCAUUCAUUCAUGAUGAUUAUAUGAAUAUUGCCUCUUCUUCCUCUCUGAAUUUCUUCUUUUCUCUCUCUCUUUCUCUCUGAAUGUAAAAAAGAAAACCCCUUUAUUCAAUCACAUUUUUUUUUCCUUCUUUUUUGUUGUCUCUUCAGAGAAAUGGGAUUGUUUUUCAACCCUUGAUUCAAUUUUUUUUGAGCUGAUUAUGAGUGUUUGUCUGAAGAGGAAUUUCUUGAAGAAAUAAGAAGAAGAAGGAGUUUUUAUUUUUUGUUUUUUCUUUUUUUGGAAGAUUAAGGCAAGAUGAUGCAACACGAAAUGGUUCAGCAACCUCCAGAACAGCUUCCAAUUGAAGAGAUUUCCAGCCCUCUUAAUGCGCAGAUUUUCGACUUCUGCGAAUCUGAGUUGUUCCCAGAAACUCUUCAAAAUUCUGAAGUUGCAUCCAACUCAAAUUGCUGUUAUGAAGAACACUCUUCCUAUUCUACAAAUCUUUCCCUUACACCAGAAAUGAACAAAUACACCAACAACAACAGCUUAGGUAUUAAAGAUGAUACCGCCCCGGAAACCGCCACAACAACAACAACAACAACAACAACAACAACCCAAGCCAUGAUUUCUUCCACAAUUAGUACUACUCCUGGAACCACAAUCAACACUUCCAACAUUAACCAUAGCAUUAACCACAGCAAUCUCUCUGUAAUAUUCGACGAUUCCCCUGAUGAUCUCGAUAAUGACAUUUCGGUUUCUAUAGACUUUAGUACUACUGCAGGUUUUAUCAUUCCUCAAUACCUUCCAAACCAACAAGACCAGUUUGAUUACUCUUCUCUGAACAACCGAAACUCGAUGCCAGAUGUGGCUGAUUGUUCACUAACACAGUUCCCUGCUGAAAAUCCUGUGAUCCCUUUCAUGGGACACACCAUGCCUCCUGUUUAUGAAGAUGAAUGCCUGUCUGCUAUGCCUCCUUAUAUGCGACUGAAUAAUACUUCAUCGCCGUCUUGUUCUUUACUUGAUCCUUCAAUUGGACCAUAUCUUCCAUCCAAUUUGAACGCGGCCUUAGCCGCUGCAGAUAGUGCUGGAAUCUUCAGUGGAGGUUGCCUCUUCCUUGGCAAUGAAAUGCCACCUCAAGAAUUAGAUUACCAAGGAGAAAAUGGUGGGAUUUUUUGUCCUGAUACUCUGCCUCGAGCUUAUAAUUGCAGUGCUGAUCUUCAGGCAAUCAGUAAUGAGAGUAACCAUUUUGUGAAUGGAACUGGAAAUUCUACUCCUUUAGCAUCAGAAAUCUCAAGUUUAGAAGAUCCAACUUUUAAGGUGGGAAAACUUACAGUAGAAGAAAGGAGAGAGAAGAUCCAUAGGUACAUGAAGAAGAGGAAUGAAAGGAAUUUCAGCAAGAAAAUCAAGGUGACAUCCCUCAUUCUUUCUCAAUUGAUCUUUUGUAUAAGAGAGACUUGCCAAUAUUCAUAGUGUACUAAUGUCGAAAACUGUUCAUAGUUAUCGCUCCUGAAUCGCGAAAAAAUCAUAGUGUACUAAUGUCAGAAAACUGAAUUUGCAGUAUGCCUGCCGCAAAACAUUAGCAGAUAGCAGGCCGCGCGUUAGGGGGAGGUUCGCGAAGAACGAUGAAUUGGAGAUGAAUAGAAAUGCUUGCUGCAUUAGCAACCAAGAAGAGGACACAGAUGAAGAUGUAAGUUUUUUUUAAAAAAAAAAAAAAAAAAUCUUCAUCCUUUCUUCAACCUAGCUCAAAAAAAAAAAACCGAAAAAUUCACCAUUUUGUUCUGAUUACAAACUUAACAGGUGGUUGUGAAAGAUGAAGAUGACAUGGUGGAUUCCUCAGACAUCUUUGCACAUAUUAGUGGUGUGAAUUCUUUCAAAUGCAACAAUCCCCUCCAAUCUUGGAUUUGAAGAGAGAGCAUUUUUCUUUUUCCCUAACUACAAUUUGUGCAGUGUCCUUUUGUUUGUUUUUUGCAUCAGUUUUGGAGAGAGGCCAGCCAUUCUUCCGCAGGAACCAUUGAUCCUGAAAACUUAGAUAGAAAACAUUAUGAACAUAUUCUGAGUCUCUAUGAUUAGUAGUAAGUAAGUAUAUUGUAAAACUGUGUCAUAGCUAAGCUACUAUAGCAUGAAAUAACAGAGAAAAAAAAACAAGAAACUUUUGUAAAUAUUACAAGUAUUCAGCAGCCAAAGUCCUAUGCAAAAAUCUCAAAGUUUGACAUUUUGUCGCUUUUAUUGCGAUAGGAUACAUUUCCCCGUCCCAAAAUGAUUAGUAUGUUUGUUGUAACUGAGGGAGUAUAGAUGUGCAGGACUAAAUAUAGAGCUGUGCAAAAAGUCCAAAAUUUGGUAACACUGAUUUUGAUUCUUCUAAGUGGUGACUCAAUUUGUUUGAGUUCCGAAAAUGUGAUUGGAACUUUCACUAACAGAGUGGAUGAUAGUAGUUUAAAAUGAUUUGGAUCACCUAAAUCGGCCCGAAUGUAAUAUGUAUAAGCAUGUCUUAUGAGAUCUAUAUAUACAAUAAUAAUCAAACUUGGGCUUACAUGUUUUAUUCCCAAG